This is a messenger RNA of Brassica rapa (field mustard), 1126 nucleotides long. RefSeq names its product 40S ribosomal protein S2-2. Gene Ontology annotation, cellular component: cytosolic small ribosomal subunit; ribosome. Gene Ontology annotation, molecular function: RNA binding; structural constituent of ribosome. Gene Ontology annotation, biological process: translation. Lineage: Eukaryota; Viridiplantae; Streptophyta; Magnoliopsida; Brassicales; Brassicaceae. The record is from RefSeq and is a predicted model, not a curated record.
AACAAUGUAUAAUAACACUUUCGCCGCAAGCUAGGGCUUCCCACUCUCGCAACACACUCCGAUUCGAAAAUGGCUGAACGUGGAGGAGAACGCGGCGCCGAGCGAGGUGGAGAUCGUGGAGGUUUCGGACGUGGAUUCGGCGGUCGUGCCGGUGGACGAGGCGGUCCAAGAGGACGUGGUGGAAGACGCGGAGGCCGACCCACUGAGGAGGAGAAGUGGACGCCAGUGACCAAGCUCGGCCGUCUCGUUCAGAGCGGUAAAAUCCAGAAGCUGGAGCAGAUCUACCUCCACUCGCUCCCAGUCAAGGAGUACCAGAUCAUCGAUCUCCUCGUCGGUCCAACUCUCAAAGACGAAGUGAUGAAGAUCAUGCCGGUUCAGAAACAGACCAGAGCCGGUCAGAGGACGAGGUUCAAGGCCUUUGUUGUUGUCGGAGACACGAAUGGGCAUGUUGGUUUGGGUGUGAAGUGCUCUAAGGAGGUGGCUACUGCUAUCAGAGGUGGGAUUAUAUUGGCGAAGCUGUCUGUGAUUCCGGUGAGGAGAGGUUACUGGGGUAACAAGAUUGGGAAGCCUCAUACGGUUCCUUGUAAGGUUACGGGGAAGUGUGGUUCCGUUACGGUGAGGAUGGUGCCUGCUCCGAGAGGUGCUGGUAUCGUGGCCGCUAGGGUUCCUAAGAAGGUUCUUCAGUUCGCUGGGAUUGAUGAUGUUUUCACUUCUUCCAGGGGAUCUACUAAGACUCUUGGAAACUUCGUCAAGGCUACAUUCGACUGCCUCCAGAAGACUUACGGAUUCCUGACACCAGAGUUCUGGAAAGAGACGAGUUUUAAAAAAUCUCCGUAUCAAGAGUACACAGAUCUGUUGGCCGAAAAGGGAACUCCAACUACGAAAGCCAUCACCGAGGCCGAAGACCAAGCCUCCUAAAUAACAAGAAUGUCCUCCCUUUUCUUUUUGGAUUUUAUACUUUCAUGAGUUUAUGCUUAUGCUCGAACCUUUGCUAUUAUUAGUAUAUGUUGCUGGAUUCCAUCUUCUGUUUUCAUCUCUUCUCAAAAUGUUACUUUUGCUCAGUUUUUAAAUUAUGGAUGGUAAUGUUCUAGUUUUUUGCCUCAGUCAGAUCCAGUUUUUUUCACCA